Puccinia triticina is the source of this 690-nucleotide messenger RNA. RefSeq lists its product as uncharacterized. The record is from RefSeq and is a predicted model, not a curated record. The coding region runs from base 1 to 690 and encodes 229 amino acids. The transcript is spliced from 8 exons. NCBI's taxonomy places the organism in Eukaryota, Fungi, Basidiomycota, Pucciniomycetes, Pucciniales, Pucciniaceae.
AUGUCUUUGCGCAUGAUUCAUCUGGCCAUCGCUCUAGUGGUAGCAGCUUCAUCCUUCAGCUAUGCAGCGGAAUUGCAAACCAAAUCUUCGAUGCAACCCUUAAGUAUCAAAAGCGUUCAUGAUAACCCGGAUAUGUAUCUCAUCCAGACGUUCUCCAUUGGCUACCUCGGAUCCAAGGCGCAUGCCACUGUCGAUAUUUACGCGGAUAAGUCAUUAGCCAAGCGGGACACCAAACCGGUCACCGAGGACCCCCAGCCUAAAAAGGAGAUCCCAGGCAUCACCAAGCCGUUAGAUUUGACUCCGGCAAAAUGCACCUCUAAAGUCUGCUUUCCAGGCAGUUACGAACCACCACUCAAAACCGAUUGCGAUGCCCUUGUUGAGGCGCAAGUCUAUUAUUCUAUUGGAAGUCUGAGAAUAAAGCCUGGUUGGACUGUCCUUGUACACGCCGGAACAUGUGUGGUUGUCUUCCAACAUCCGGUGGGCAAAGCCGAGAAUAACUUAACUUUUGAGUAUAACUGGGCCUCAUUGGGGCAGAUAAUUAUAGAUAUUCAAAAGAAAUGCGACAAGCCAGAAGCCCUAUCAAUCGGUGGCGCUUGCAAAAUUGAUAGUUACUUGAAGUACAAUUUCGAAAAUGUUCUUAUCAGUGUCCAACGGUACAUCGCACCAACAACCCCCGCGGCUGGGUCUUGA